Messenger RNA from Colossoma macropomum (tambaqui), 2520 nucleotides. It is a transcript of the gene tnfrsf19, whose product is annotated as tumor necrosis factor receptor superfamily, member 19. Gene Ontology annotation, biological process: positive regulation of JNK cascade; positive regulation of canonical NF-kappaB signal transduction. NCBI's taxonomy places the organism in Eukaryota, Metazoa, Chordata, Actinopteri, Characiformes, Serrasalmidae. The coding region runs from base 421 to 1569 and encodes 382 amino acids. Gene Ontology annotation, molecular function: signaling receptor activity; protein binding. The transcript is spliced from 11 exons. Gene Ontology annotation, cellular component: plasma membrane. The record is from RefSeq and is a predicted model, not a curated record.
ACUCUAACGCGUCUGUAAGGCGUUGAAAUGAAAUGAGCUGAACGGAGAGGCGCCGAGUGUUUUGGGCUUUGAUCCACCGAAGCAAACCGAGCAAAACUGAGUGAGGAUGACCUCCACACUUCGGCGAAUCGUCCUGUAGUCAUGAAACAGACCUCACACUGCGAUCCAUAGGCAGAGUUUAGCAGAUCAGAUUACAGGGGCUCCGCCGCUGCCGUGCUGCUGCUUUUGAUCUGAGCGCUGACUUUGUCCGGGCUGCUCUCCGUGUUGCUCUCGGGCUGGAAGGAGAAGCAGCAGCAGCAGCAGCAACGGUGCAAUGCAGGAGGGAAGAGGGUAAAGAAACCUCCUGGAACAGCCUGGGCUUCUUCUGAUAACUUCAGGACACAAUCAGUCACUGCUGUUAACAUCGUGGAGACCACCCGGAUGGCUUCAGCACAAGGACACACCUGGCGUCCUGUCCUGAGGAUCAUUUUUCUGCAUUUAUUACUAGUUGCGAUAAUGGCAGAGGAGAGAAGAGAAUGCAGGGAACAGGAGUACAAGGACCAGUUUGGGAACUGUAUCGCCUGCAGGCAUUGCGACGCCGGACAAGAACUAUCAAAGGAAUGUGGCUUCGGCUAUGGAGAGGAUGCCCAGUGUGUGCCCUGCAGGGCCAGCCGCUUCAAAGAGGACCGCGGCUUGCAGAAGUGCAAGCCCUGCCUGGACUGUGCCCUCCUCAACCGCUUCCAGAAGGCCAACUGCUCCAGCACCACCAACGCCGUGUGCGGCGACUGCCUGCCGGGGUUUUACAGGAAGACAAAGUUAAGUGGAUUCCAAGACAUGGAGUGCAUACCGUGUGGAGAUCCACCACCGCCUUAUGAGCCUCAUUGCAGUGGGCGUGUGAAUCUGGUGCCCAUCCCCUCAACAGUAACCAGCCCCAGAGACAUGGCCUUGGCUGCAGUUAUCUGCAGUGCCCUGGCCACUGUCCUGCUAGCUCUGCUAAUCUUGUGUGUCAUCUACUGCAAGAGGCAGCUCCUGGAGAAAAAGCCUGCAUUACUGAGGUCUCAAGACGGUCCCUUCACUGGAGCAGAGCUGUCUUGUUUGGAUCGGCGGCGAGUUCUGGAGUUUUCCCAGCGGCCCUGCUGCCACUGUCACCACAUGCCUGGGCAUACUUGUGCAGGUCCUGUGCACCUGAUUCCCUCUCUGUGCUGUGAAGACACAUGCAGUCAAGGCCACGCUCAAGACAACAGCCCCUUUCAGUCUCAAAGCAGUCUCAAUGAGAGACAUGUAAACCCAUCAGUGAGGAGCAGCCAGGGUGAUCUGGGACAGGCUCCAGAUCCUCUUCUUGCUGAAUUCUCUGAGGCAUUGCCGCUCAUGGACGCUGCAGAGAGCAGAAACCAUGCGUCCUGCAGUUCACAGCCCACAAAGAGCAGCAGCUCAUGCUCGUUGGAGGAGGAGGAGGAAGAGAACAAGCAAGUGGAACACAGCUACAGUUUGGUCUCAACCAAGCCCACUUCAGAAGUUCUACAAGAUGGAUGUAGCUUGUCAGAGACCUCGCUCCUGUCACAGCAACAUCCGUCUACAUUGGAAGGAUGACCUGGCCUUAUCUAGCUCGUGUUUGUCCUUAAGAACGGCUCUGGAAGUGAAAAGCACUGGGGAAGAUCCCAGCUCAGAUUACAGGAGGCCACACACAUACUCUGAAGACCAGGUGACGUGCUAUUACCUCCAGCCAGCCUGUGGCCUCCAGUUAUCCUGCCCAAAUCAGGACAGACUCUGUAAAUAAACAUAAGCAUGAUCUGUACAGAAAAGAAGAAGACAAAACUAAAGCAGGCUGAGGAGAAAAAGCUUGUGCAAUGCAGUGUUGAGCUGGCAGGCACUUGUGAUGAGUGCCACUUCCGGUGAUGAAGCUGAACCGGAAAUUAUGGAUUUCUGUUUUUGCAAGCAUGGCGCAGAACUGAAAGAAAGAAGAAUUGAGAAAUGCACACUAUUGGAGCUUUUCUGGGUGGGAAAGUAGUCAUUUUUGAAGAUAUCUAAACUGCUAUGUGUUGCUCAAAUGCACCCAAUGUGUAUUGCAAUGUUAUAAUUAGAGCACAGGUACUUUUCUUUGGCAACAACACCUGAACUGUCCAGUCUAGACUGGGGUGCUGGAUCAAUCCUGGUCCUGGAGGAUAUACCACCCUGGAGAGUUCAGAUCCAGCACACAUGGCUCUAAUAUUCAGAUGCUCCUGAAGUCCUCCAUUACCUGGGUCAGUUGUGUUAGAUUAGGGCUGGAGCUGAACUCUGCAGGGUGGUACAUCUCCAGGACCAGGAUUGGGCACCCCUAGUCUAGAUGAAUCUACACAUGGUCGAGAUUAUUCCAUGUGUGAUUUCUUGUUUGUUGCUGUGUAGAUACUGUAUUAUAGGAAAUUGAAGGACAAUAUUUUUAUAAUGUAGAUAAUACAUGGCCACUCACUUUUCGUAAUUAUAGUUGAUGAGCACUUGCUUCUUCUUGUGUAUAAACUUUAUUGCUCUCCACUUGUAAAUAAACUAUAAAGAAUAUGACAAGGA